This is a messenger RNA of Spodoptera exigua (beet armyworm), 4440 nucleotides long. NCBI's taxonomy places the organism in Eukaryota, Metazoa, Arthropoda, Insecta, Lepidoptera, Noctuidae. The record is from the annotation of a GenBank genome assembly.
GCUUGCCUUGCCUAAAAUCCACGUAUCCAAGCUGAUAGAAGUGAAAAAAAAAACGUAAAAUCAAGUUUCGUAGGAUUGCAGUGCGAGCUGAGUACAUAUUUUCGUCAAAAAUUGUGAUUUAAUUAUUGGAAAUUUGCAUAAUCCACUAUCAAAAACUUAAUUUUUAUAAAAUGGGAGACGGACAAAGUGAAACUCAACCUUUGCUUAGAGACGAGGAGGUAAAUGUCAGCACAAUAUCUCCAAUUGGACCUGACGAGCUUCCUCCGCCUUACCAACAAGCGGGAAUGCCGAUGGUAACAUGUCGCGUUUGCCAGGCUAUGAUCGACAUAUCAGGGAAGAGAGAGCAGCAUGUUGUUAAAUGUUCAGAAUGCAAUGAAGCAACGCCUAUUAGGAAUGCUCCACCAGGCAAGAAAUAUGUACGCUGUCCUUGCAACUGCUUGUUAAUUUGCAAGUCAUCAUCACAGCGAAUUGCAUGCCCCCGUGCAGACUGCAAGAGGAUUAUCAACUUGGCGCCAUCUCCUGUGACUCCUCCUGUUGCCACCUUGCCAGGAAUGUGCAGGGUUAUCUGUGCUCACUGUCAAGACACAUUUUUGUACCAACUGCUGAAAGACUCUCCCGUCCGAUGUCCUCACUGCCGCAAGGUGUCGUCGGUGGGAGCGAGCGUGGCUCGCAAACGCGGAGCGAGAUUCGCGGUGCUGUCGCUGGUGUUUUUCGCUAUCGCUCUCGGCGUCACGCUGGGCACACUCUCCGCUGCUAAGAGCCACGGAGGCGGCAUUUAUGUGGCUUACGUCGGCGGCUUCCUCCUUGCUCUAAUCCUGGGCAGUCGAGCUGUGUACUACUUUGCUAUGAAAGUGAGUACUAUUGAAGGCCCUAUGUAAUCGUCAAGUCAUUUGAUUUUGUGAUAAAAUUUGUAUGACUAGAAAGUAUAUUAUAUAGAAAAUUCUCAAUUCCAUAUAGCAUUGUUAUAAGAGCUUGGUUUGCCAAGUAUAUUUAAAACAUCUCAAAUUAGAGCCGAGUUUGUUCUAAUUGAUGAUUUGCUGAUGUUGAUAUUAUGUUAAAUGUACCUAAUAUAAUCAUGGGAAAAUUUUAUAAUGAAAUCGAAUAAAGUGUAGGUAGGUUAUGCUCUAUUCUUGUAACAGUGGACAAUGUCUUUAUAUAUAUCUAAUUUAAUCUUAUCAGGGACAUAUUUGACAAACAGUGUCAUAUCUGGGAUUCUAUGUCAUCUCUUGUCACUACUUCCCAAAUACUGGGGUGAUAUUGCUGCAGUAACGAAACCAUAAUAUAAAGCUACGGAAUCUCAAAGUCCAUAGUUUCAGACCUGUCAGGUGUGAACAGUUCUUUUGACAAUUGUCUGUAACAUUGCUCUCCAAUGAAUGGCAUGGCAAUCAUUGUGAAUAUCCAGAGUCGUGAGAUUAUUCUAAUUUUUAUUUAGUUUAUGUUCAAAAUUUAAAAAGGGUAUUAUUUAUACAGGGUGAUAAUAUUUCGCCAUCUAGAUUUAUAAUUUUGCAGAUUUCUUAUAAUGAUAUGAUUGCAUUUUUCAGCUUGGAGUUAACAUACAUGUAGCAAAUUGUAAAUAUUGUAUUUCUAAAACAAUUGACUUAAAAUAGACUUUAAAAAUAUGUCAGUAUUUACAUGUUCUAAUAGCUAAUCGAUCGCAAUAUAGCUGAAAUACUGCAGUUGCCUAAAGCCUAUGUAAGAGUCAAGGUUCGGGUCUGUAGUGAAUUUGUCACAAGUUAAAAUAAUCUCUAACUUAACACUAAAUUAUUGUCUUUGUAAAAAAUUAAAUGAUGUAAGUAUACUGUAACUAACAAAAAGGUCACGAGUCAAAGAAACUUGUUUACGAUAUUUCCAUACAUGCUCAUUUAAAUGAGAAAAGAUUUAAGAUCGUUAAUGACUCAAGGCUAUUUGUACGACGUUAAAAGUGUGUCAUAUAAACUAAAUAAAUAUUAUACUGUUGCCUACCUUAUAAUAUUGUAGACUGAGACUUCAUUGAUAUAUAAAUUAAUAAUUAUAAAUAUUAAAUAGCUGUCGAGUAUUGUCGUCACUCAUUCAUUAUUCCUUACUGUCAUUCCUUUGUGAUGACGCAAGCCUAGAUCUGCCUGAAUAUUUCGUGGAUCUCCAUGAUCUCAUUCCAAAGACAAGAAGCACGAACAUAUUGAGGUUAGUUAAGGCAAAAUUAAAUAAAAAAAAUAAUCUACAAAGAAAUUUGGUGCUGAAAUUUAUGAGUGGCCGGGAUUAAAACUAAUUAAAAGCCUUACAUUUGCUACAGCGCUCUUCUUGAUUAUACAUAAUGUGUGCUUCAAAAGAAAAUAAAAAUAAAUAAGCAUUGUAAUGUAAGUGAUUACAACGAUUAUUCUGUUCUUCGCUCGUAUUUUAACAUGUACAAUAAUAUAAUCACAUUAGCUACACAAAUUAAAAACUGCAAUGUCUUAAUAAUUCAUCAGGCGUGGCUAAUACUUGGCAGUACAGUAUAAUUCAUCCAUGACUGUACCUCUUGUUUUGGUUACUCGUUUCGAAAGUUCGUGAAGUUAAGGGCAAACAAUUUAGAAAAGUUAGCGAAAUAGCUACGCUUGUACAUUGCUCGAAUUGAAUGGUAAUAUUUGUGUGUUAAAUGUGUUUAUAGUUUUGGGUAAAUUAAUAAAUGAUAACGUGAUUUCUACGCGAUAUACAGGAAAGUCGGGUAAACUUUUACAACAUGUAAUAUAUGACUAGCACAAGUAUCUGUACCUAUUGUUUAAACUUUUGCAUUCUAUUCUUUGUUUUGUUAUAUUUUAUUUAAACUUAUAUUAUAUGAAAGGUAGUGUGGGCUAGCAGUCAUUUGUGUUAUUAAUAUUAUAUUGUAUAGACUAACUUUAAUAAUGGAGCAUUAUGUGAAUAAAGUCCUAGUUUAUUUUCUUCAAUAAAUAAAAUUAGUAGUACCACCAUAUGUUAAUACCAUAUAUAAUUGAUUAUUAAUUAUUAUUUCAUCAAUUAUACUAUCAAAUGUUAGUGCUUUACACAUGUAUUUGUAGUUAUAAGUCAAAUAAAUUGUACCAACCGACAUCUCUUGGUCUUCCUUUUCCUUGACCUUUCAGUCGUGGUAAUUAGAGACACUCUAGUAAGUGCCACAAUGGCCACAAAAGAAAACCACUUUAUAAUAAUGGAUGUACUUUAUUUAUAAUGUUAACAAAAUAAUUAAAAUUGAUAAAUUACAGUAGGUAGGUAUAUUAAAAGUAGGCAUUAUUUACCAAUAUUAAUAUUGAGAACCAGUACAAAUCUAAGAACUUAUAAAUAACCGUGCGCUUACUUUAUAUGACACAAUAAUAUUCUUAAAAAAAGUUAUGAUGAAAGGAAUCAUUUAUGUAUUUUGAACGUAACCUUUACACACAUAUACCACACGGUUUACGUACUUUGUACAUUUGUAUAGCAGAUGUUUUGUACUAUUUAUUACAAUACAUUUUAGUACUUAUUUGCUUUAGGAAAUACAAGGUUCGAUACAAAAAAUACUAUCAUUUUAUGACCAUUUCAAUUUUAAAAAUACAUUGAAACUUUUAAUAUUUUGUAAAGAAUGUAACUAUACACACGACUAGACGUACAGACAAGGUAAUAUAGUCAGAAAACGCUUCCACUUACUCUAUUACAACGUUUACUUUCUAAGGAAGGAAUGUCUUUCGCACAACAUACAAAGCAAUACUCUUUCAAAUGCAUUAAUCUAGUACCAUGUACUUAAAAAAAUGUACAAUAUCGUAAUUAUUGCAAAGAGAAGCUUCCAAGUGGUUUAGCCAGAGAUCGACUUUGAUCGUCAUAUGAAAGCUAUAUUUGUUCCAAUGCUUGCUGAAUAUACAAUUAGGUAAGAUAUCUUACUGAGGAAGACUGAAAUAUGAUAACAGUUAACUUGAAUUAUUGAACCAAUUCCGAAUUUUGAAAAUAUUUUUUAUUUAUUCCAUACAGCCUGUUGUUUGUAUCCCAAAGCGUAUGGAAUUUACGUUUUAUCAUAUCGGAGUUGGUCCCAUAGUAAAAGUUGAUAUAUUUGCGCGGAAUAACAAAUCGUACAGUCUUAUACGAGUCAUGCAUGUUUAUUUUACUUCGUCAGCAACUCUUGUGAUCCAAAAUAAGGAAUUAGUAAAUACCGUAAAAGGUUUGAGGAUUCAGGCUCCCAGGUUUUAUUUAAAUGUUAAUUGUAUGCCGUGUACAGAAUGGCGGUUAGUGGGACUUGUUGUACGUAUCCUUGUGCUGGUAGCCAGACACGUAGCCCGAGGCAUCGACCAGGUCCUUCCUGCCAGCGAUGCCCUUGCCUUUGCCGGUCUCGUCGAACCUCUGUUUAUGGGAGCCCGUAUACUUGCUGGUGUCUGUCAGGCGGUCCACUGCAGCUGCAGCCGCUGGCGACUUGGUCACCUGAAAUUUGAAAUUUAGAUUACAGAUAAAAUAAAUAUGCAGUAGAUAAUCUAAUGCAUUAAUUUC